Danio aesculapii is the source of this 3623-nucleotide messenger RNA. It is a transcript of the gene fuz, whose product is annotated as fuzzy planar cell polarity protein. Gene Ontology annotation, biological process: vesicle-mediated transport; non-motile cilium assembly. NCBI's taxonomy places the organism in Eukaryota, Metazoa, Chordata, Actinopteri, Cypriniformes, Danionidae. The record is from RefSeq and is a predicted model, not a curated record. The coding region runs from base 139 to 1401 and encodes 420 amino acids. The transcript has 3 exons.
GAAGAAGGAAGCGCUGUUGUUGUCAGAGAUGUUGCUGUGGAGACGUUAAAUUUACAACUUUAUAAUUCAGGCUUUAUAUGAUGUCUCCAUCGCUGACUGCCAUUUAGAGCCACUUUUCCAGCUCAAUCUUCAUUCAAUAUGCUGCAAGCGGAGACUCUCCAGCUUCUGUGUCUCACGGCCUCCAGCGGCGUUCCACUGUUCUCCCGAGGAUCCUCCAAGCAGCUUCCCUUUUCCGUCAUCGGCUCCUUAAACGGCGUCCACAUGUUCGGCGUGGGCCACGGAGCGCAGUUGUCCAGCUGUGAGACAGAUCGGGGCAGUCGUGUGGUUUGGGGCGUCUUUCAGGACAGCCUGAUGCUAAUUGCGGUGAGCGGCAGCGGAGGCUCGUCUAUUAGCGAACUGCAAUUGCGCCGCCUGCUGGAGAACGUGUGGAACUGCAUGGUCCUGGUUCUGGGACAGGACGAGCUGUCGAGCAUACGUAACGUGGAGCGGUUAAAACGAGAUUUGCGUUCUUGUUACCGCCUCAUCGACAUGCUAUUGGAGCGUGUUAAUGAUGAGGAAGGAUUUAUGGGGGAUCUGACGCAAUGCUCAGACUGUUUGCUUCCGUCCCACUCCGGAUCGCUUCUUCAGGAGGCUCUAGACUCCUUCGCCCAAGCGACGGAGAGCGAAUUUGGAUGUCUGCUUUUAAACGGACGUGUGGCUCGAGCUACAGAGAAAUGGUGGUCUCGAUUGGCUCCGCAAGAAGUUGUUGUGCUUUCAGUGUUGGUGCGUUCGCUUGCCGAUGCAUCAUCUUGUGACUAUCCGGUCUUCCUUCCUAAAGGCAGUCCCACUGUCGCUAUUCGUUUGCUCAGUUUCCAGCUGCUUCCAGGGGUUCACGUGUGCAUCCUCUGCGGCCCCAAACCCUCUUUGCACAAUGCAAGUGAGCUCGUCAGUCGUUUUUGGUCCACUUUGGUGGACAAUCUACGCACUUGUUUGGAGCAGGCCAAGCGUUCCUGUCUUCCGCCAUCUGUAAGCCUCCGCUGGGAUGUCCAGGCUCUUCUACUGAUCAACCGUGACUCCCGCCGUGCCCUUACCGCGUGUCCUCGGGUUCGGGGUGGUGCUCCCUCGGAGGAUACACCACCUCUGAUCUCAACAGCCAGACGUUUGGAGCUCCUUCGGCUCUUUUACGUGUUUGCUGUGACUCGAUAUUUUACCUCGCAGGAGUCAACAGCGUCGGAUUUCUCUCAAGGAUUCACUCACGUUCCUGUGCAGUGUUAUCUUGUCACUGACGAGUGUAAGUGUUUUGUUCUUCAGAGUUCUCAACACCAGCUCUUCCUCCUCAUGGAUCUCUCUGUGCCCACGUUUGCCUUGAGGACGGUGGCCACACAGACUCUCUCAGCCAUUACUGCUUCGACUGGCUUUUGAAGCAUUGGUUUGGUCCUGUAUGGGUUACUUGAAAAGUUAUCAGAACUAUAGGGUUGUCAAAAGUAUUGUGUUUGAUACCAAUCGGUAAUUACAUUUUAAAAGCGUCCACAGAUUCUUUGCUGCCAAGUGCAAACACAGAUACACGGACACUGGAGCGUUUUAAAGCCAUGUAAAUCAGUCGAUUCAUUAGUGGAUUGCUUGUAUGUCAGCUCAUAGACAGAUCAGCUGAUUGACACAGCUUUGAAAUGCUCUAGUAAUCAUGUAUCUGUUGUGUAUUUUUUGAGUGUUGUGUUCACAUGCUCCACUGAAAUUUCUGUGAUUCGCUGCAAAGGUCACCUAUGUUCAACGCUCUUCACCAACUGGAAACACAGAUACACGGACACUAGAGCAUUUUAAAGCCAUGUAAAUCAAUCAAUUCAUCAGUGGAUCGCUUGUAUGUCAGCUUAUAAACAGAUUAGCUGAUUGACACCGCUUUAAAUGCUCCAGUAUCUGUGUAUUUUUUGAGUGUUGUGUUCACAUGCUCAACUGAAAUGACUGUGAUUGGCUGCAAAGGUCAUCACUUCACCAGUGUUCAAUACUGUUCACCAAGUGCAAACACAGAUCCACGGACACUGGAGCAUUUCAAAGCCAUGUUAAUCAGUCGAUUCAUUAGUAGAUUGCUUGUAUGUCAGCUCAUAGACAGAUCAGCUGAUUGACACGGCUUUGAAACGCUCCAUUAUCCGUGUAUCUGUGUAUUUUUUGAGUAUUGUGUUCACAUGCUCAACAGAAUUGGCUGUGAUUUGCUACAAAGGUCAUCUCUUCACCAUUCUUCACCGCUGUUCACCAAGUGCAAACACAGGUACACAGACAAUUGAGCAUUUCAAAGCCAUGUAAAUCAGUCAAUUCAUCAAUGGAUCUCUUGUAUGUCAGCUUAUAAACAGAUUUGGUGAUUGACACUGCUUUAAAACACUCCAAUAUCUGUGUAUCUGUGUAUUUUUUGAGUGUUGUGUUCACAUGCUCAACAGAAAUGACUGAUUGGCUGCAAAUGUCAUUGCUUCACCAAUGUUCAACACUGUUCACCAACUGCAAACACAGAUCCACGGACACUGGAGCAUUUCAAAGCCAUGUAAAUCAGUCGAUUCAUCAGUGGAUUGAUUGUAUGUCAGCUUAUAAACAGAUCAGCUGAUUGACACGGCUUUGAAACACUCCAGUAUCCGUGUGUUUUUUGAGUGUGGUGUUCACAUGCUCAACAGAAAUGACUGAUUGGCUGCAAAGGUCAUCGCUUCACCAUACUUCACCGCUGUUCACCAAGUGCAAACACCGAUACAUGGACACUUGAGCAUUUCAAAGCCAUGUUAAUCAGUCGAUUCAUCAGUAGAUCGCUUGUAUGUGAUCUCAUAGACAGAUCAGCUGAUUGACACGGCUUUGAAACGCUCCAGUAUCCGUGUAUUUUUUGAGUCUGGUGUUCACAUGCUCAACUGAAAUGACUGUGAUUGGCUGCAAAGGUCAUCGCUUCACCAAUGUUCAACACCAUUCACUAAGUGCAAACACAGAUAUACGGACACUUGAGCAUUUCAAAGCCAUGUUAAUCAGUCGAUUCAUCAGUGGAUUGCUUGUAUGUGAGCUCAUAGACAGAUCAGCUGAUUGACUCAACUUUAAAAGACUUCGAUCUCCAUGUAUUUGCGUUUGCACUUGGUGAAGAGUGGUAAACCGAUGACCCUUACAGUCAUUCUUUUAAGCAUGUGAACACAAUGAUCGAUGAGCAGUGUAAAAGAUUGCACUCUAAUGUUAGCUGGAAAUGGACAUUUUUAAAAUUUCAGUACAGAUUGGUACCGAAUUCAAAUAAUGACAACCAUAAUCAGAACCACUGGAUUUGUGAAUUAACCGAUUGUGCAUUAAAGUCAGCGUGAAACAGAAGUUGAAAUUGUUCUUUUUUUAAGUCGUUGUCACUGGAGGAAAGGAUAGUUCACCCUAAAUUGAAAAUUCUGUUAGCAUUUACUCAACUUUUACUUGUUUUAAACCUCUAUGAGAUUCUUUCUUCAGUUGAACACAAAAGAGAUUUUGAAGAAAGCUGUAAAUCGCUAACCAUUGACUUCCAGUUGGUUUUUUUCUACUAUGGAAAGCAAUGGUUACAGUUUUCAAGCAUUUUUCAAAAUAUCUUCUUUUGUGUUCCACAGAAGAAAGGAUCUCAAAGGUUUGAAACCACUUGAGGGAGAGUAAAUAGUAAGUAAAUUGUCAUUUUU